CUGAGUUGAACUGAAGACUAUGUUAUCUGAUUUAAAUGAGUAAGCUUUUGUGGAUAAAUAGUUUGCGAAAUAUUCAAUUAUAUUUUAAGUAGCUGAAAGAAAUUAAGGUUGACCGCGUUAGCCAACACUGGUGAAACAGACAUUCUCUCCGUGUCAAUUUAGUCUUGGAUGCAACCUAUUAUGUUGUUGCUAGGAACGAAACACUGCAAUGUCGUUUAAAACUAACAAUGGGUAAAACUGGUGAGACAGACAUUGUUGACUGUCAAAUUAUACUGGGAUGGUACCUACCAAUUUUUCUCUAGGAACGAACAACAGUUGAAUCGAUCAAAACUGACAAUGGAAAACAUCCAACUCACAAGGCUACAGGAAAGGCUUGCACAACAAUACACUGAGGACCUCAAGACAGAAUACAACUAUAUUUUCAAAACGGAAUGGAAGAAAAUUAAUUCACUUGCAUUUCCGUCAAAAAUUCACCGUUUAAAACCUGAGCCGACUGAUGAAUCCGGAUUGAAGAUCAAAUCUUUUAGCGCAUUUUUCUCCGUUUUGAAUGGUGAAGAGAUUCGGGAAAAGAGCAUUUUCAUUAAAGGUGACCCCGGAAUGGGAAAAUCCUUCUUCUGUAAAGUUUUCUCUUUACUUUGGGCCAACGGUUCAAACAAAUCAAACAGCGCAUCUAUCCAACAAGGAUUCAUAAAAGAGGGACGCCAUUUGAAACACCUGUUUGACCUUGUGUUUUAUAUCAAUGAACACAAUGUUGGCAAUUACACAUUGAAAUGGUUACUUGAACAACUAAAGGAUAAAUACAAGACUGUACUUUCAGAUCUUAAUCGAGUGUUGAGAACUUCAACAUGUCUUGUUAUAUUUGAUGGAAUUGAAAAAUGUAAACCGGAGGAAAUCGCAUCUUUGAAUGCUUCAAUACAUGAUAUCGCUGAAGAUAUAACGGUUAUUGUGGCAUGUCGACCAUACUCCAUGGCACAGAUACUUCAACUCAUUCAUCCCGGCGCUCUGUAUGAAAUUAAAGGUAUACACAGCAUUGAACGUACAAUUAGAGCGAUAGCGAAUACUGUUGCUCCUACUCGAACGAUAUACACAAAAGAUUUGUCUGUAAAAUGUUUAUUAGAAAGUAAAACAUUCCGCAGAAUGACGUCGGAUUCGAUUAUUGCAAUGCAGGUGCUUCGUGUAUUGACACGCGGCAUGGACAUUGGUGAGAAUGUUUGCAGUAUGUAUUGCAUUAUUCUCAAUACCUUAUUUUCUGAUUUAAUAAUCUUUUACGCAAAGGCAGAUGACUGUUUAGAUCGUGAAUGCAUUAAUAAGUCGCUAGAGCCUUUAGCCAGGCUUGCCUUCGAGACACUUUGUUUAAAAAACAAUAACUAUGGCCCAUUUACCAAAACUGUUUUGGAAGGAGUUUCUGUCCAGAGACUAUUUGAAGCAUUCGACUGCAUGCGGUAUAUUGGUGCAAAAUGAAAAGGGGUCGUACGCUUUUCUGCAUAAAACGUUGCAAGAAUUUCUAGCGAUACAAUACAUAAAAGCAUCACCAACCUAUCAUCAAAAGCUGUUAUCCUGCAUUAAUGAUCGCAUGGAAGAUACAGGGGGGCUGCUCGAUAUGUUUAUAUUUUUAUGUGGCUCACUGCCACAAAUAGCAGAGAAAGUGUCGGUUAAGUUAAUGGAUACAAUUUCAGAAAAAAGCGUCAUGAGAAUUAACACUCGCAGGAAACCGAUUUUUGAGCAAAUGAAAUACGCACAAGAUAUGAUAUAUUAUGGAUUCGAAGAGGCAUUGUCAUGUGGGCAUCCCAAUAUUGAUUUAAGACUGACACAUGUUGUUUGUGAUUUGAAACUCCCGUACACAAGUGGACCAAUGUUUCAGCGGUUUCAGAAGUUACUUGAAACAAACAUUAAAGAUGUGGAAUCCCUAUACACACAUGUCAAAGGAAAGUCUUCUUUAGAGACUUUGACAGAAACCAUUUUGGAAAAAUCUUCAAAAUCUUUGUGUAACCUGACGAUUAAGAAGAAUAACAACACCUUCAAUUUUGAGUUAUGUAAGCAGUUAAAAUAUCUUAACGUAUACAACAAACGGCGUAUGACAGGCGAGGACAUGCACACACUUCUAGAAAAAAUUGAAGCUCUAACAGAGUUAAAGUAUCUCCGAAUAAAUUCCUUAGAGUUAACCGAAAGGUUGCCUGUUCCCAAGUGUCUUCGAAAAUUGGAUCUUCAUUUAGUAAAGAUACAGGACUCCACAUUUGCAAGUCUGAAACGAGACGUUGAAACAAUCCAUCUCGAAGCCGUCUGCUGUCUGACUGAAUGCGUGUUUACAAAUUCCGAGAAAGCUGACGUAUCCGAACAGAUUGUGUCCAAAAGAAUUCAAUUUCAGAAUAAGUAUUUAUGUACUCGUCUACGAACAGCUUCUAGUCAGUGGCCUGUAUUUGGGUUCAGUUGUAGUCACAUUAUAGAACCAUACACACAAAUAGCAAAACACAGCAAAUUAUUCGGAUUGAAGUUAAAGAACAAAACGCACGAAAAACUUCUUAGGGACGUAACAAUUGAAAACGGACAAUGUGUGGUAGAUAUUAUGAUUUACUGUCACGGUUUGCUUGUUAAACGAAAGGUUUUUGAGCAUGUAGAAGAUUACAUUGAAGCGUCCAAAGUUAACCCGAUAGUUGCACAGUGUGACAAUGUGUCACCAAGUGUGUUCAUUGUUGAUGUUUGCGAUCGGAAAAAUUUCCUUAAAUUUGUCGACAAAAAUCUCAAUCAUACGACUAUUUGUAUCGCCUUCGUUGAUGAAAGUUUGCAAACGGAGAGCACUGCAGUGGAGAAUGUCUUGGACAAUGUCAUUGAGAGCACCUGUUCUUUGGUUAACAUCGGUGAUCAUAUCGACGACAUGCUAGAACGCUUUGCAUUCAGAAUGUUUAGACCGAUGAUAGAACCACUUAUAAAAGCGACGACAAGAUACACAACUAACUUGGACAGGGCACACGAUAUGAAAAUGGAAAUGAACCAGAUCGUUCGCCAAUCAGAAGAUAUUUACAAUCGUUCAAGCGUACCUUCGUUUGAAAGACCUCAUUUCCCUAAUCGCGAACGAAGGCAUUUUUCUGAUUCGGAACUGAGGGAGGUUCUUAGCAUUGACAAAGUCGUCAGUUGUGGAGAACAGAACGGGGUUUUGAUCAUUUAUGUAGAAGAUGGAUUAGAUAUCCCCAAAAGGAAACAGUUAGAAGAGACAGUAUUUAAUACGGUAAAAAAUUUAGGAAUUGAAGAUUAUCUUAUCAAGUAUGUAGGGAAAGAUACUCAGCACUUGCACGUAUCAGUGGGAGAUCAAGUCCAUAACACAGAUAAAAUGUCCGGAACAUUAGGAUGUUUUGCAAAACGAUAUAACAAGGAACCUAACCUUCGCGUUAGCGAUGACAAAGCACUUGAAACGAAACCAAUAACCAAGCUGGUGGGAGGGUUUGGUGAUUCAAAAUUCAGCACGAACAAUCGAUCAGAAGCUAUUUGUGGCAUUGUUUCUCGCCAUGUCGUUGCCAACCAGAACAUUUUAUUGGAUAACCAAGAUAAAAACUUGGGCGAAAUAUUGCACCAUGGCAACUGUAACUUUGACAUAUCUGCAAUUGUCUUAAACGAUGACAUUGUUAAAAACUGCAUAUUCGCGUUUAAGUCUAAGCGUAAUAAACCUGUAAAGUGUAGCUUAUAUACGUACAGUUUAUUCAAGGAAGAGAUGAUCGAUAUGGAUUUAUCAGGUCAUGAUGUUCACAUAUGGGGAGCAUGCAGUCGACCGGGAAUCGGCACUAUAUCUGCAACAAAGUACAUGCAAAAGACAGAAGAAGUUAGUGGCAUGUUAAUUACCAUAAAAGACAAAGACGUUACCAGUAAGAAUUUCUCAGAAGAGGGCGACAGCGGAGCGAUCGUUUGCUUAACGGAUAAACGUGAGCGUCAUAUGAAAGCUCUUGCAAUUCUUAUAGGAAAGGUCAUCGGAGAGAAACAGAAAACAGAAGUGAAUGAAAACUUCUAUAUAGCUUUGCGUUUAGAAUCCGGCUUUCAUUUUCUUAAUAAAGAACACGAGGCAGAAUUCGUUCUUCACGAUGGGACAAGUGAAUGAUAGUCUUUAAAACAUUCUCAUGGCGACGUCAGCCUGUUGCUUGUGUUGACUCAUAGUGACCUUAGACUGAUUAUCACAUUAAUAUAAACAUUCUACACGACAAGACUUACUUAUAUAUCUCCUGUUCGAAUCGCUGGUUUUUUCAAUGCAUGGCUUGAAUUUCACAUUUUUAAUGAAUUUAUGUAUGAACUAUCAGCAAAUACCACGUUGUUGAAGGUCAUAGCCAUAGCUAGCAUGCGUCAUUCAGGCAUGCAUUCAUCUUUAAUAACACAAACUAUAAGCAAUUUACCCUUACCUGUGUCUAGUCACGGAAAGAGAUUUAGAAGAUUUCCAAUCUUGGCAUUUAAGGCCAGGGCUAAGCGCCAUCCCGCUAUUACAGACGGGCUAGUCCUAUGUCCAUUAUGCCAGGAUCAUUAAUAGUAACUAAAUAUUGUUAGUAAUGUACUCCUUGAUAAAGUUCACUUUUCCACGCUUUGUUGUUGCAAAAUACUUAAAUAUAGUGUUGUGCCGAUGAUCGAUUAUAAUCGACAAUUGAUCGGAAAGGCCUGCGUCGGCGACAAUCGAUAGUGGAAUUUGAACAAUCGAUUAAAGAAACAACGGUCGUAACCGCUACCGACUUAUUUUUUUUCUAGUUAAUGCUAGUUAAUGUUAAAAUGUUAAAGUGUUACUAUGUUAAGUUAUCUAGUCAUAUUCUUAUCAGGUCAGUAAGUCACUACAGUACCUUAUUACAGUUUUUCUUUGUGUUUAACUGCUAAAGAAUUGGUUCUUAACUUUUCAUGAUUGUUGUUAAAAGUGAUUUUUAAAACAUGUUACCGUUUACUUCUUACCAUAUAAGAUUUUAAUUUUCUCAGUUUUCUUAAAGAAAAUUUUCUUGUAAAAUAUAUAAAAUAUUCAUCUGCUAGUUGUAUAUUUUAAUGAAUGCAUAUUAAAAAGAAAUU
Messenger RNA from Mya arenaria, 5022 nucleotides. RefSeq lists its product as uncharacterized. Lineage: Eukaryota; Metazoa; Mollusca; Bivalvia; Myida; Myidae. The record is from RefSeq and is a predicted model, not a curated record. The coding region runs from base 1370 to 4084 and encodes 904 amino acids. The transcript is spliced from 6 exons.